AUGGAGCGCGUAAUCCGAUUCAUGGAUGCCUUCACCCUGAAGAGACCUAUCAGCCUAAUCCAAGACAAACUGACGCCAUUUGAACUCGAAAUUAUCAACUUUCGGCUGACCCCUGAAGACCUGCAAAAUUCGGAUGAAGAGUUCAAGAAGUUCAAGACAGCAAUGGAUGCCAAGAACUCGAAGAGGGGAAACGCAAAGAAACCCUCGACUACUGCGGCUGCUACAACCGCGAGACCCAAUGCCAAAGGCAUUGGACUUGGCAACCUGAUCAGAGCUGGUCAGCAUGCGUCACACCCCAUGCUGAUCGAAGUCAAUGAUCAAGAUCAGCAGGUCAGUGCUGCGACCAGAGAGGGAGAGGUAUUGGAGCUGGACGAUGAGAAUCAGAGAAACGUGGAUCAAUGGUUUCGUCGUCUGAGUGUAGACAGGAACUGGCGUUCGACUCGUGUUGACUUCAUUAUCGACUUGGUGCACAAGCACUACGACAUACGGCCCAGUGACGCUAUGGUUGUCAUGGACGAGAGUGUCUAUUUUCUAAGCAUUCUCCAGCUUGCCCUCCAGCAAUCCCACGAGCCUUUCCCAUCCUAUACCCUGGAUGGUAGGCUGCACCCUGCCGAGCGAGACCAUGUUAUACGAUCAUUCAACAACGCAACUGGCACAAGGGUUAUGUUUGUUAGUCGAGGAGUGGGAGCUCAGGGCCUCAACCUUCAGGCCGCCAACGUUAUCAUCCAGUGCAACGUUUGGUGGAAGCGGUCCUGGGAAGAGCAGGCAUGGGGGCGCGUCCAUCGAACCUGGACAAACACGGCCCGUCUUCGUCUAUCAACUCCAGGCCAGAUGUGA
Pyricularia grisea is the source of this 837-nucleotide messenger RNA. RefSeq lists its product as uncharacterized. The coding region runs from base 1 to 837 and encodes 278 amino acids. The transcript has a single exon. The record is from RefSeq and is a predicted model, not a curated record. NCBI's taxonomy places the organism in Eukaryota, Fungi, Ascomycota, Sordariomycetes, Magnaporthales, Pyriculariaceae.